GUCUAACGGGACGGGAGGCCUUCUCAGGGUUCCUCCCGGGCAGGUGCUCUGGAACCUUCUCUCUGCCUGCCUGCCUGCCCGGGACACGGCCACCCCUCCCGCCCAGCCGGGGUGCGGAGUGCAGGGUGCAGGAAGGGCUGGGCCGGCCGGCCGGGGGCGGAGGCAGGCGAGGCAGGCACGCGGGAACUGGGCUUUUUAAAACACUUAAACCCGAGGAAACCGUAGCAUCGCGGGACGGGGAAAAUGAAAGACUUUGGAAGUCGCCAGGAAUCCGACUCUGUGAGUUGGUUUCCAAGAGGCUAAGUUAAGCAUCUCCAAGUGGAUAUUAAAAAGGAGCAGCGAGACUCCGGCAGCGGCGGGAGCCGGGAGCGGAGGGAGGAGGCCGCCGGAAGCCGCUGGACCUCCGUGGCCUCCGCUCAGGAGGGACGAGCCUCAGCCAGCACAGCUCCCCGGGCCACCCUGGCCCUUUCCCCGGCCGCCGCUUUUUGAAUUUCUCUCCUUUGCUCCCUUUCUCCUCCGGUUUCGAAGAGACAAUGCUACUUCAGUUUGGAGCGCAAACAUAUGAUCAGCACAUGGAAAUGUGGUAAUUUGGAUGCAUUCGUGAUUGCAACAGAUUGAAGAAAUUAGACCAGACAAAGAGUGUUUUUGGAGGAGGAGGAGGAGGCAGAAAGGGGGGGCGACGGGGGUGAGAAAGGGGACGCCAGGACGCCCGCCGCCUGCUGCUAAAUAUAUCCGUAGGAAUGGAGAGGGACCGGAUCUCAGCCUUGAAAAGAUCUUUUGAGGUCGAGGAGGUCGAGACACCCAACUCCACCCCGCCCCGGAGGGUCCAGACGCCGCUGCUGCGGACCACCGUGGCCAGCUCCACCCAGAAAUUCCAGGACCUGGGCGUGAAGAACCCGGAGCCGCCAGCCCGCCAUGUAGACUCCCUGAGCCAGCGCUCGCCCAAGGCCGCCCUGCGGAGGGUGGAGCUCCCGGGGCCCAAGGCGGCCGAGCCUGUGUCCCGGCGCACGGAGCUGUCCAUCGACAUCUCGUCCAAGCAGGUGGAGGGGGCUGGGGCCACCGGGCCGUCCCGGUUUGGCCUCAAGAGGGCCGAGGUGCUGGGCCACAAGACGCCGGAGCCGGCCCCCCGAAGGUCGGAGAUCACCAUCGUGAAGCCCCAGGAGCCGCCGGCUCACCGGAGGAUGGAGCCCCCCGCCUCCAAGAUCCCCGCCGAGGUGCCCGCCGCCGAUGCAGUCCCCAAGAGGGUGGAGAUGCAGGUGCCCAAGCCAGCCGAGGCGCCCGCUGCCCCCAGCCCGCCCCAGCCCCUGGAGAAUUCCGAGCCCACCCCCUUGUCUCAGCUGCAGAGCAGGCUGGAGCCCAGGGCGCACCCCCCCAUGGCCGAGGCCCCACCCCGGAGCCAGGAGGCCACUGAGGCAGCUCCCGGCUGCGCUGGCGACAUGGCCGACACCCCCAGAGAUGCCGGGCACAAGCAGGCGCCCGCGCCACGGAACGAGAAGGCCCCCGUGGACUUCGGCUAUGUGGGGAUCGACUCCAUCCUGGAGCAGAUGCGCAGGAAGGCCAUGAAGCAGGGCUUCGAGUUCAACAUCAUGGUGGUCGGGCAGAGCGGCUUGGGGAAAUCCACCUUAAUCAACACCCUCUUCAAAUCCAAGAUCAGCCGGAAGUCGGUGCAGCCCACCUCGGAGGAGCGCAUCCCCAAGACCAUCGAAAUCAAGUCCAUCACGCACGACAUCGAGGAGAAGGGCGUCCGCAUGAAGCUGACGGUGAUCGACACGCCGGGUUUCGGGGACCACAUCAACAACGAGAACUGCUGGCAGCCCAUCAUGAAGUUCAUCAACGACCAGUACGAGAAGUACCUGCAGGAGGAGGUCAACAUCAACCGGAAGAAGCGCAUCCCGGACACGCGUGUCCACUGCUGCCUCUACUUCAUCCCCGCCACCGGCCACUCGCUCAGGCCCCUGGACAUUGAGUUCAUGAAGCGCCUGAGCAAGGUGGUCAACAUCGUCCCAGUCAUCGCCAAGGCCGACACGCUGACCCUGGAGGAGAGGGUCUACUUCAAACAGCGGAUCACCGCGGACCUGCUGUCCAACGGCAUCGACGUGUACCCCCAGAAGGAGUUCGACGAAGACUCAGAGGACCGGAUGGUGAACGAGAAGUUCCGGGAGAUGAUCCCGUUCGCUGUGGUGGGCAGUGACCACGAGUACCAGGUCAACGGCAAGCGGAUCCUGGGGAGGAAGACCAAAUGGGGCACCAUCGAAGUGGAAAACACCACACACUGUGAGUUCGCCUACCUGCGGGACCUGCUCAUCAGGACGCACAUGCAGAACAUCAAAGACAUCACCAGCAGCAUCCACUUCGAGGCCUACCGCGUGAAGCGCCUCAACGAGGGCAACAGCGCCAUGUCCAACGGCGUCGAGGAGAAGGAGCCGGAAGCCCAGGAGAUGUAGACGCCCCCCGCCCCGCCCCUGCCCCCGGGGUCCUCCUGCCCACCCCACUCCCCGGCCUGCCCAUUGCCCCAUUUUAUUUUAUAUCAUUUUGUCCGUUUGUCACCGUUCUCCGCCCCUCUGACACGCGGCCACGCAACAAGAGAAGGUGUGUCCUCCAGAGCGCGUCUGUCUUUGGCCGGCCGGUGCGGCCGCGGGCUGGGCGGCCUCCCUGGCCCUGCGGUCUGGGGGCAGCUGGACUGUAGCCGAAGGAGGGGCACGAGGACCCCCUGAAUCCACACGGCCCUCCGUCCCUCUCGGCCACGGCCCCCAGGGCGUGCCCAGGGGAGGGUGGAGCCGGCCGGGUGGACCGGGACCCCCCCACAGCCCCCAGCUCCACGGGCGAUCACCCAGACCACGUAACUCAGAGAGCGCCUGCCCCUACCCUGCUCCCAGGGGAGGCCAGAGAAUCCCACAACCUCAGUUGCCGCCUGCGUAGACCCGGCGCGGCCCCUUGGCAGCCGCCCGCCCGUGAGCCCGUCCUGGGGCAGAAAGUGCCUUUAUCGCAGCCGUCCACGCGAGCCGCUUGAGCCGGACAGGCCGGGUCGGAACGAGGGAGGCGUGUGUGUGUCUGCACCUCCCGCGUCCCACCGCCGUCUCUACCUCCCGCGGGGCUGCGGGGGCUGCUGGCGUGCUGGGACCCGACUGAGGACGAAAGGGAAGGGAAAACGGUGCGCCCACGCCACCCCUGAUUUUUGGGGAGGUCCAAGCAAGUGAAUCUGGUGGAGGAGCUGAGGGAGGAAGCCGUGGAAGGUGCCGGAAGGAAGGUUGGGGGUGGGGGCAUGUGGGCCGUGGCUUGGGGCCGAAGUGGCCCCAGUGCCCACACUGCCCUCCUGACUGGGGAAGGGUGUGUGUGUGUCCGUCUGUCUGUCCAGUCUGGUUUGGCCCCAGACUGGGCGAUGGUUCCCCUGAGCUCAGGUGGCCCCUGCAGCACUCACCCCUGCGUGGCUCUGGCCUUGGUGGCCUGUGCACCUGGGGAGGUGGGGGCCGGGUGAGCCUGGGCCCCUGCACCCAGGAGCCCAAGAAGGUGAGACGAGGGGUCGGUGUGCACAGCCCUCAGCCCAGCUGCUGAGCACAGCCGGCCCCCUCUCCCUCUGUCCCCAGCAGGGGACCGGCAGGGUGUCAUGGCGUGCACAGCUGGGCAGAGCCUUUUCCUGCCCUUCCUGUCUUGCUCCCGCGGAGGGGGAGGGGCCGGGCAGGAGUCCACACAGGUGCAGCACCUGCCUGCAGGCACCAGGCUGGCUUCCUGUGGCCCAGAGGGGUGGGACAGGAGCCAUGGUGCAGGCUUGAGGGGCGUGCACGUGUGUGGGGGGCCGCUGUGUUGAGCGUCUUGCCCCCUCCCCACCUAAGAUAGGAAAGGCCCCCACCAAACCCUUCAGCGGGAUAGUUUACUUGCCAACUUGCCACGUUUUUGCCAAAACCAAGAUUCAAAGGAAGUGUCCAUCUCCGGUGCCAGGGCCCGGCCGCGGGGCGGCGGGUGGCAGCGUCCCGCCCGGCUGGCUUCGCUUUCCCUCUCUGUGCCGGACCUGGGGACCCGUUAGCUCCCUCAGGCUCUGUUCCGCAACGGCCUUCUGCUCGGUGCCUCCCGAGAAAAUCGUCUCUUUUUGUAUAAAUGACUAAGUGUUGAAAGUGUAUUUCCUGAAAUAAAUGUCUCAAAUGCAAA
This is a messenger RNA of Microcebus murinus (gray mouse lemur), 4143 nucleotides long. RefSeq names its product septin 9 (gene SEPTIN9). Lineage: Eukaryota; Metazoa; Chordata; Mammalia; Primates; Cheirogaleidae. The record is from RefSeq and is a predicted model, not a curated record. Gene Ontology annotation, molecular function: GTP binding.